GGGCGGGUUCAAUAAUCACAUGAUAUAGUAUUGACUCUACUGCCGCCAUCAUUUAAGUUCCUGUAAAGUAAAGGAACAAAAAUAAUCCAGCACUCGCUUGCCACUUUUGACCGUCCUCGGGCGAGAGAUGCUGCCUGCUGCUGCAAUCUUUCGUUUUCCUUGGGAGAUCCAGUCUGGUGUAGUGAAAGAGGGAGACUCAGUACGAACAUUUGGCAGGUUGGUAUGUUACCAACCAGAAGAAUCAAAGGCAACGCUAUCGGCUCAGCAUGGCUCAAAACAGCACCAUCUUGUUGUCCAAACUACAUUUGUGGAGCCCUUCGACUCCAUAAUUGGAGCUCAGUACAUAGUUCUCGGAGAGAUAGAAAAUGCAGAGGAUGGUGUCGUUAUGGUCCGAGCCCGUGUUCUGAACUGUGUUGACGGGGUGAACCUUGCCCUUCUACAGAGGGCCAUCGACGUACAGAGGACCUACUUCACAGAAAGAAGGGACAAUGAAUCUAAUGCUCACACAAAUGCUCCACCCUGAUCUGAGCCUCAUCCACGGAGAUGAAAACAGACUACAUCUUGGUGGCUUCACCAUCUAAUGACUUGGCUCUCUCUGUUACUUAAAACUGAUGGAUGGAUAGUUUCUUUUCUGACAUCAAGUGUUAUCCUUGUAUUAUACGAUAACAUUUACAAAAUGACUGUUACAUGGUGAUGUUUUUAAUAACAUCCGUCAAAGAGCUAUGGAGUGAACAUAUUGAGUGGUGAUGUUAAGAGGCAUGACAAGUUAAUGUAAUUAUGUUGAUCUCCUAUCAUGCAUAAUAAACAAUAUGCCUGUUGAUUUUGAA
Molecule: messenger RNA, 827 nt
Organism: Osmerus eperlanus (European smelt)
Lineage: Eukaryota; Metazoa; Chordata; Actinopteri; Osmeriformes; Osmeridae
Gene: ten1
Product: TEN1 subunit of CST complex
Exons: 3
Coding region: 128-523 (131 amino acids)
Biological process (GO): negative regulation of telomere maintenance via telomerase
Cellular component (GO): CST complex
Molecular function (GO): telomerase inhibitor activity; telomeric repeat DNA binding; single-stranded DNA binding
Source: RefSeq, a predicted model, not a curated record